AUGUUGCAAGAAGGCCUCCCAGAGAGCGUGGUCCAGGCUCUCCUGAGGCCCUCGCACAUCAGUGAGAGGCUUGUGGGUCUGCAGGUGAGGGGCUCCGACUUCACACUGGGGAACACGCCUUUCCUCAUCCUGUCGGGCACCAUCCACUACUUCCGCGUGCCCCGGGACUACUGGAAGGACAGCCUCCUGAAGCUGAAGGCCUGCGGCUUCAACACCGUCACCACGCAUGUUCCUUGGAACCUUCAUGAACCAAGAAGAGGCCAGUUUCACUAUAGUGGAAACCUGGAUUUGAUGGCUUUCAUAUCCUUGGCGUCAGAGGUGGACCUGUGGGUCAUCCUGUGUGUUGGCCCCUACAUCGGGAGCGACUUGGACCUCGGAGGCUUGCCCAGCUGGUUACUCAAGGAUUCUCAUAUGAAGCUGAGAACAACUUACAAGGGUUUCACAACAGCAGUGAAUCACUAUUUUGAUGACCUGAUUCCCAGGAUUAGAGGAUUCCAGUUCCACGAAGAGGGAUCCAUUAUUGCCGUGCAGAUGGAGAACGAAUAUGGUUCCUAUAAUCUGGAUAAAGGAUACAUGCCGUAUAUUAAAAAUGCACUGCUGAGCAGAGGGAUCAAGACGAUGCUCCUGACUGCGGACACGGGCCAGGGACUCCUGAAGGGACACACACCAACCGUGUUCGCCACCCUCCACAUGAAGAGCAUAAAGAAGGACACGUACGAACACCUCUCCUCCGUUCAGGGCCCCGGCCCGGUCAUGAUGAUGGUGUACACCGCCAGGUCUCUGGAUGGAUGGGGCACUUCUCGGAACAGUCUGGACCUGCACAUGCUGAUGCAUGAAGCCCGGGAGAUGCUGCAGCUCAGGUUCUCCCUCAACUUCUACAUGUUCCACGGCGGCACCAACUUCGGCUUCAUGGGCGGGGCCGCGUUCCGCGGCCAUCGCCUCCCUAUGGUCACCAGCUACGACUAUGGGGCGCUGCUGACAGAGGAUGGAGACUAUACACCCGAGUAUCUCGUAUUCCAAAAGCUUUUUCACUCUGAUGCAGAGGUUCCCAGCUUCCAGCAGCGAGGCUGCAAGCCUAAGGACACAUACGCUCCCCUGGCCGCAGGUCACUUCAUAUCCCUGUGGGACACCCUGAUUCACCAGGAUGACCAGCCCGUGAGGUCCAUGGGGCCGCUCUCCAUGGAACAGCUGUCCGUGAACCAAGGGAACGGCCAGUCUGCUGGGUACAUACUUUAUGAGACCGUCGUCACCGGAGGAGGCGUCCUAAACUCGGAUGGCCAUGUGAAGGAUCGGGGCCAGGUGUUUCUAGAUGACAAGUAUAUAGGAGUCCUGGAUGACACGCAUCAAAGGCUGAUUCUUCACAAUGACCAUUACAAGGAGUUCCUGACGCUGAGGAUCCUGGUGGAGAACCAAGGACGGCUUGCCUCCGGGACCAGCAUGAACCAGGAGAGGAAAGGUCUUACUGGGAACAUCUAUCUAAACAGUUCUCCACUGAGAAAAUUUAAAAUCUACAGCCUGGAGAUGCAGAAUAAAUUCAUACAGAGGAAACUUCCCAACAUCUGGAAGCCCAGCUUUCUCCACGCUGAGGGCCCUGCAUUCUUCCUUGCCCUCCUGAGAGUCGGCAGUCAACCCAAGGACACCUUCAUGAGCCUGCGGGGCUGGACGAAAGGAGUGGUCUUCAUCAACGGACAGAACCUGGGACGCUACUGGAACCUCGGGCCCCAGGAAACGCUUUACCUCCCGGGACCCUGGCUCAAGCCCGGGUUAAACGAGAUCAUCGUGUUUGAGGAGUUCAAGUCUACCCUGCUGAUCUACUUCAGCAACGUCUCCCAGCUGGGGUACUGAGACUGACGUUAACCGGGCCGUGGCUGAGCUGAGCCGUCUCAGAGCCCUGAGCGCCUGCCAGUCCCCAAGGCCCGCCCAGUGGCCGGGACCACUCUAGAGACUCUGUGAGGCCUGAUCCUGCCUGGUCUGCAGUCUGCUUCCCCACCAACCGGCCCGUUCCUCCUUUGGCAUAAGUCAGCUUCCCUGUUAGCGGAGCACAAUAAACACAGCAAACUGAC
This is a messenger RNA of Cervus elaphus (red deer), 2063 nucleotides long. RefSeq names its product beta-galactosidase-1-like protein 2. NCBI's taxonomy places the organism in Eukaryota, Metazoa, Chordata, Mammalia, Artiodactyla, Cervidae. The coding region runs from base 1 to 1845 and encodes 614 amino acids. The transcript has 20 exons. Gene Ontology annotation, molecular function: beta-galactosidase activity. Gene Ontology annotation, cellular component: vacuole. The record is from RefSeq and is a predicted model, not a curated record. Gene Ontology annotation, biological process: carbohydrate metabolic process.